Molecule: messenger RNA, 586 nt
Organism: Myotis brandtii (Brandt's bat)
Lineage: Eukaryota; Metazoa; Chordata; Mammalia; Chiroptera; Vespertilionidae
Product: sialic acid-binding Ig-like lectin 14
Exons: 2
Biological process (GO): cell adhesion
Cellular component (GO): plasma membrane
Molecular function (GO): sialic acid binding
Source: RefSeq, a predicted model, not a curated record
CACGUGCCCUGCUCCUUCUCCUACCCGUGGCGUUCGUGGUCUUUCUCUACCAACUUCUACACCUACUGGUACCGGGAAGGGGACAACAUAAACCGUGAUGCUCCUGUGGCCUCCAGCAGCCCAGAUAAAGAAGUGAAGACAGAGACCCAAGGCCGCUUCCUCCUUGCGGACCCCACAGCCAACAACUGUUCCCUGCAAAUCAGAGACGCCAGGAGGAGUGACUCAGGACGCUACUACUUCCGAGUGGAGAGAGGAAAUUCUGUGAGAUAUAGUUACCGAAUGAAGAUGCUGGAUUUGCAGGUGACAGCCCUGACAGAGAAACCCCACAUCCGUGUACGGGAGCCUCUGGAGUCCGGCUGUCCCACACAGCUGGCCUGCAGCCUGCCAGGGGCCUGCCAAGGGGGACGACCUCUCACCUUCUCCUGGGCUGGAGCCGCUGUGGACUCACUGGACCCCCAGACCCUCCGCUCCUCGGUGCUCACCUUCACCCCGAGGCCCCGGGACCAUGGCACCAGCCUCACCUGUCAGGUCCAAGUCCAAGGAUCUUUGGUGGCCACACAGAGAACCGUUUGGCUCAAUGUGUCCU